AUGAGCCCAAUCGCAGAAACAGAGGCCCACGUACUACUUACAUCUGGUGCGGCCUUAUUCGCCGCAGGCUAUAUCAUGAGUUCUGGUAAUCUAUUCCCUCUGGUGCUGCCGGCGGUAUAUAGUAGCGCCACAAAUAAAAAUGUCGAGGCUGCCAAAAUAUGCCUUCGGGGUGGUAUGCUCAUCGGUCAAUUAAUCUUUGGGGUUGUAGGCGACUUGUAUGGCCGAACGAGGGCCUACAGCUUAACCCUUAUGGUCAUAUUGGCCAGCACCCUCUUUAUUACCUUUUUGGGUGACGGACCCGGUUUAAGGAUUACCACCAGUUUGGCGGUAAUGCAAAGCCUUCAGGGUGUCGGGAUCGGUGGCAUAUAUCCGUCAGCUAUACUGACGGUGGCGGAAUACGCUUCGACCAAUAAAAGACCGAUAAUGCUGGCCGCCAUUUUCCUUUUGUACAUAUGCGGUUCUUGCACCGCGCUGGCAGUUGAGGCUAUAUCGGCCAAGUCAGAUCAAAUUGAUAGCAUAUGGCGCUUUGUCGUUGGCCUUGGGCUCAUACCCACGGUUGUUGCUCUUGGCCUUUUACGACUAUGGAAAAUUCCCGAAGCAAACCACAGACACUACGAGGGAAUAUUCUUAUGGACUAAGGGAUUUGUCAAUUACCUGCGUAAAAAUUUCGUAACAUAUGUUGCGAUCUGUGGCGCUUGGUUCGUGGUAGAUGCGAGCGCCUAUGGUUAUCGCUCAGAUAUACGUCUGAGCGAUAUAAACCUUAGUCGGAAUAUUACUGAUGUGAAUGGAGUGUUGCCGCAAGUUGCCAUUGAUGAUGUCCUUCGCGUGUCCUGUGGUUCCCUAUUGGGGGCCUUGGCCACCCUGAUAUUUAUCUCGUAUUUACCGCGAAGAGUCAUAAUGGCUCUUGGAUUUGCUGCGUCGGCCAUUUUGUUUAUCGCGUUUGGAUACUUCUCGGGCCCGGGGGUGGGAUACAUUACCUAUCUGACUCUUUCUACGGUGAUAAUGUUUGCCCAGAAUUUUGGGCCUAAUGCACUUACUUUUAUCGUUGCUGCGGAGCUAUGGUGCACACAAUACCGUUCGACUUCUUAUGGUAUUGCAUCAGCUUGUGGCAGGCUGGGCACCAUUGCGAGCUACACAAUUUUCCGGUGGCUCACGAUCGACGCCGACAAGACUUUUAUAGGCCCGCUUAGUCUUGCCAUCCUUAUGGUGUUGGGUCUCGGGUUUACCUGGUUUUUGCCUGAAACUAGAGGCAAAGAUUUAGAUGUCCCCUCACGGAUCCCUGCGGCUGUUCACACCCUUGCUCUUUUCUUUGAUAUAAUUGCCCGACAUUGUCUGAACUGCUCAAGCAUAGUUUCUGCCGAUGAAGAAUCACGACGAAUGUUUGCAUUUAUCAGACGUUUCAGAAAACUUUUGGACGUGGACAUUAAGCUAAACGUGCGCAAACGUCAAGAAUUGAAUACCUAUUUUGGGCGAGAAAAACUGUGUUAA
Molecule: messenger RNA, 1488 nt
Organism: Paraglomus occultum
Lineage: Eukaryota; Fungi; Glomeromycota; Glomeromycetes; Paraglomerales; Paraglomeraceae
Source: the annotation of a GenBank genome assembly